AUGAUAGAGGGGGGCACUGUGAAGGUGGUGUGCCCCAAAGGCUCUGCAGGCCAAGGGGUGUACCUCUCCUGCGAAGGUGGGUACAUCAAUGUCACGGAAAGCACUUGCCAGCGCUCCUCUUUUUGCCCGGCUGGCGUGGUGACAUCGGGCAGCGCAGAGGUUCCCUAUGAUAACCUGGACGACAAAGAGCUUCUCAUCCUCGCUUGUCCAGAUGGCUUUUCUGGGUCUUUGAACAUCGUCUGCCACAAAGGUGAAGUGGAAGUGGAGCGAGGUAGCUGCAGACAAGGAUGUGAGCCCGGCCUCGUGGCAUCGGUCCAGGACCCUGAUCUCGCCGAACCCGAAGUUCUCAGCAUGGCGCAUGGCUCUUUAGCUGACGGCGAGCUGGUGCGGUUGGAGUGUCCCGACGGCUAUGUGGGGCAUGUGAUGUACCGGUGCCUUGAUGGCAAUGUCAGCCAAGCCUGCGAAGAGAGUGACACGGUGAUCCCGGAAGAAGCAGAAGCAGACAUUCAGCACGAGGGUGACGAUGGGGACCUGGAAGCCCCAAGACCUGAGGACCACGAAGAAGACCCUGCGCCUUUCGACACUGACGAACCUAAGUGUGCAUGCCGCUUGGUUGCCUCGACGCCUGCGGCUGGCUCCGCCGGCUCUCCUGGCGGCGACGUGACUGCCGAGGGCCUUCGUUCGGAGCUGCCUGUGGCGGCACUGGCUGCGGCCGUCACGGCCGCUGUGCUGUUGCUGGUCUUUACCAUGGGCCUGCUGCGGCACCGUCUGCUGAAGCGCAGGGCGAUGGCUGCUGCCGUGGCCGCUGCAGUGGGUGACAUGCCGACGGGGCCUCCGCUGACCCCUGUGGCUCCUCCUGCGUCGGCCUGCGCCCUGGGCCUGCCGAAGGUGGGCUCCUUCUCGGGGCGUUCCGCCCGCUCCACGGCCUCAGCUCCAACGGCGGCCUCCAGCCACACGCGCGCCAGGACCGAAGAGUGCAUCGACUUAGUCAUUGACCAGCUGACAUUGCCACCUUACUGGGCAACCAGGGAUGGUAUCCACAUCUUCCCAGACCCGAACCGGAUCGCCGAGGUGCAGCAGCUGAUGAACGACACUUGGCGGAGCCGCUACACGCGGGACCGCUGGCUCGUGGCAGGCGCUGAGCGCGUGCCGCUGGGUUGCCGCGUUGCGAAUGUGCUGCGUGUGGAGAAUCACCGUGCCUUCACGCGCUAUGCCAAUUACAAGGACGGCCUUCGGAUGAAGCGAUCGGGCCCCUGUUCCCCUUUCCGUGUUCAGACCAGCGACAGGAUCAAUUUGUUGGAUGAUGAAAUCAACGAGCGCUACUUGUUCCACGGUACCAACCCUGAGUCGGCUCAGUCCAUCGCCAGGGACUUGUUCAAGAUGGAUCGUGCGGGCAGCUGCGCUGGCAGCAUGUUUGGCAGAGGCAUCUAUUUGGCGGAAAACGCUAGCAAGAGCGACGAGUACGCAAAGGAAGGUGCAGGGGUCUACCUGGGCCUUUGUGCCAUGCUGCUUUGCCGCUGCGCGAUGGGCGAAGUCCUCACCGUGUCCCAACCAGGUGACAUUCAGGAGACGGUGCGUGCCGGUGGUUACGACUCCGUAUGCGGAGAUCGGCUGGCGGCGGCUGGGACAUUCCGAGAGAUGGUUUUCUUCAACGAGGAGGCUGUGUACGCAGAGUUCAUUGUGAUUUACACCCGCGUCUUCGAGUGA
This is a messenger RNA of Symbiodinium sp. CCMP2592, 1707 nucleotides long. The record is from the annotation of a GenBank genome assembly. NCBI's taxonomy places the organism in Eukaryota, Dinophyceae, Suessiales, Symbiodiniaceae.